AUGUCCUCUCCCCGUCCCGCCUCUCCCCUGACCUCCGGCGCCGAAUCCGGCCCUGACACCAAGUCCGCUGGCUCUGGCCCCGGUGCCUCUGGAUCCGCCUCGGCCAUCAACCGUCCUGCCUCGCCCACUCCCCCCGGUGGUCCUCGCGCUGCUCUGCGUCGCCGCGCGGCUGCAGACCACAAGGAGUCGCUGCGCAAUGUCAGACCCAGCUCGACUCGCGCCGCGGGUGCCGGUGGCUCUUCGGGCACGAUGCUCAAGCUUUACACGGACGAGAGCCCUGGGUUGAGGGUUGACCCCGUUGUCGUGUUGGUUCUUAGUCUUGGGUUUAUCUUCUCGGUUGUGGGAUUGCAUGUUAUUGCCAAGAUCACUCGCAAGCUCUCGUGA
Messenger RNA from Aspergillus glaucus CBS 516.65, 384 nucleotides. RefSeq names its product SEC61-beta family protein. The coding region runs from base 1 to 384 and encodes 127 amino acids. NCBI's taxonomy places the organism in Eukaryota, Fungi, Ascomycota, Eurotiomycetes, Eurotiales, Aspergillaceae. The transcript is spliced from 3 exons. The record is from RefSeq and is a predicted model, not a curated record. Gene Ontology annotation, cellular component: Sec61 translocon complex. Gene Ontology annotation, biological process: intracellular protein transport.